AUGGCGUCUUCCUCAACUUCAUCCAAGCAGAAGAGCUUUAAAUACGAUGUAUUUUUAAGUUUUAGAGGCAUAGACACUCGUAAGAACUUCGUUGAUCAUCUUUAUCAUGCUCUUCAACAACAAGGCAUUUACACUUACAAGGACGACGUGAGAAUCACGAAACGGAAACGGAUUAGUGAUGAGCUCAUCGGAUCCAUUCAAGAUUCAAAAUUCUACAUCAUUGUAUUCUCCAAGAACUAUGCAUCUUCAUCUUGGUGCUUGGAUGAGCUUGUGAAGAUAAUGGAGUGUCACAAGACAACCCAACAUAAUGUUUACCCUGUUUUCUAUGAUGUGGAACCCACUGAAGUCCGCAAACAAAGUGGAGCUGUUGGAGAAGCCUUUGCCAAACAUGAGAAAGCAGAGGCUGCUGAAAAAUGGAGAGAGGCGAUGAAAGAAGCAGCGGAUCUUGCUGGGUUGGAGUUGAAGAACACUGCUGAUGGGCAUGAAGCCAAGUUCAUCCAAAAAAUCGUUGAAGAUAUAUCACUAGAGCUACACACCAUCAAUUUCAGCUAUGAUAAAAAAUUAGUUGGUAUUGAGACCCGAGUAAAUGAUCUUGUAUCAUCUUUAGAUAUAGGUAUUAAUGAUGUUCGCAUGAUCGGGAUCAAGGGGAUGGGAGGUGCUGGGAAGACAACUCUGGCUAGAGCUGUUUUUGAUAAAAUAUCGUUUCGGUUCGAAGGUAAAAGCUUUGUUGAGAAUGUGAGAGAAGUUACAAACACUCCUUUGUCUGGUUUAAAGUCAUUGCAAGAACAAAUCCUUUCAGAUGUCUUAAAUGAUAAAGACAUCAGAGUAAGUGGUGUUCAUGAAGGGCAAAACAUUCUGAAAAAGAGGAUGCGUGGUAGAAAGGUUCUUAUUGCUCUAGAUGAUGUAGAUGAUAUAGAACAGCUUGAGGCAUUAGCUGGUGAGCAUGAUUGGUUUAAGUCGGGAAGUAGAAUUAUCAUUACAACAAGAGACAAGCAAGUACUUCUAGCACAUAGGGUGACUUUGAUUCAUGAUGUCAAUCUGUUAUCGGAUAAAGAAGCAAGUUGCCUCUUCAGUAGGUAUGCAUUUGGGAGAGAGAUUCCAGUUCAAGGGUACCAAGAAUUAUCGGAACAAGUUGUACAUUAUGCUUCUGGUCUUCCCUUAACGAUCAAAGUUUUGGGUUCACUCUUGUUUGGUAAAGAUAAGGUUGAGUGGAAAGAUGCCUUAGAAAGGUUAAAAACUAUUCCGUUAGCAAAAACUCUGAAAAUAUUGGAAUUAAGCUAUACUGCUCUAGAGGAUGAUUACAAGGAAAUAUUUCUAGAUGUUGCAUGCAUAAUGAAAGGUGGGACCCGGAAGGACCAAGUAAUCAAAGUGCUUGAGAGCUGUGGAUUUUGUGCUAAAAUUGGUUUAAGGGUUCUUCAAUUAAAAUCUCUCAUAACCGUUCAUGUCUAUCGAGGAUAUGAGUUUGUGUCCAUGCAUGACCAUCUUAGAGAAAUGGGCAUGAAUAUUGUUCGUCGAUUGCACCCGAAAAUGCCUCAAAAACAUAGCCGAUUGUGGAAGAAUGAUGAAAUUGAACAUAUUUUGGCUAAUGACUUGGGUACUGAAGAAACAAGAUGUAUAAGAUUGUACACUGAGAAACUCGAUCCAUAUAUUCUUAUAAAAGGUCUUGCAAAGAUGAAGGCACUUAGAUUUCUUUAUGUGGAUAUGAGAGAUUGUUUGUGGAACCUUGAACUUGAUACAUUUAGCCCAAGCUUUCCAGAUACUUUAGAAUAUUUGAGUUUUAAUCAAUACCCAUUUACGUCUUUACCUAAAACAUUUCAAGCAAGUAAUCUUGUUACACUUGAGAUGCGUCGCAGCAAAAUCAUACUCCUUUGGGAAGGGGGAGAAAGAAAGGUUCUUGAGAAACUCAGAUUCCUUGAUCUCAGUUAUUCAAAGUUGAAGACCCUUGACCUUCGGUUGGUUCCAAAUCUCGAGACAUUGACUCUUACAGGAUGCAGUGAUCUGGUUGAAUUUCCAGAUGGUAUUUGGAAGUUGGAACAUCUGAAAUCUCUAGAACUUGAUGGUUGUAAGUUACUUGAGAAGUUAUCUGAGGAUCUUCACCGGUUAAGAUAUUUAGAGAAGCUAAACUUGUCAUCUACAAGUAUUGAAUAUCUCCCAGAUAGCAUUAGCAUAUUGAAGCAUCUAAAAUAUCUUCAACUUGAUAGAUGUCAGUUGAUUGAGAAGUUACCUGAGGAUCUUGGCCAACUAAAGUCAUUAGAACACCUCAGUUUGUCAUCUACAAAGAUUCAACAUCUUCCAGAUAGCAUUUAUAUGUUGAAACAUCUAGAAUCUCUGAAACUUGAUAAUUGUACGUUGCUUGAGAAGAUACCCGAAGAUGUUGGCAAACUAGAGUCAUUAGAGCACCUAACUUUGUCAUAUACAAAGAUUCAAUAUCUUCCAGAUAGCAUUUGUAUGUUGAAACGUCUAGAAUCUCUAAAACUUACUAAUUGUCAGUUGCUUGAGAAGUUGCCUGAAGAUCUUGGCCAAUUAGAGUCAUUAGAACAGCUCAGUUUGUCAUCUACAAAGAUUAAACAUCUUCCAAAUAGCAUUUGUAUGUUGAAACAUCUAAAAUCUCUCGAACUUAAUUUCAUUUUGCUUGAGGAGUUACCUGAGGAUCUUGGCCAAUUAGAGUCAUUAGAGCACCUAACUUUGUCAUCUACAAAGAUUCAACAUCUUCCGGAUAGCAUUUGUAUGUUGAAACAUCUGAAAUCUCUCAACCUAGGUGAUUGUUGGUUUCUUGAGAAGUUACCUGAGGAUCUUGGUCAAUUAAAGUGUUUAGAUAAGCUGCACAUAUCUUAUACAAAGAUUAAACAUUUUCCAGAUAGCAUUUCUAUGUUGAAACAUCUAAAAGUUCUCAAACUUCAUGAUUGGGCAUCAUUUGAGAUGUUACCUGAGGAUCUCAGUGGGUUACGCUGUUUAAAGGUGCUGCUGAUGUUAUCUACAAAGAUUAGGCAUCUUCCAGAUAGCAUUUGUAUGUUGAAACAUCUGAAACUUCUCAGCCUAGCUCAAUGUUGGUUGCUUGAGAAGUUACCCGAUGAUAUUGGCCGAUUAGAGUUUUUAGAGAAGCUUCGUUUGCAUCAUACAAAGAUUAAAUAUCUUCCAGAUAGUAUUUCUAUGUUGAAACAUCUAAAAGUUCUCAAACUUGAUGAAUGUCAGUUGCUUGAGAUGUUACCUGAAGAUCUUGGUGGGUUAGACUGUUUAGAGGUGUUGCGGUUGUCAUAUACAAAGAUUAGAAAUCUCCCAGAUAGCAUUUGUAUGUUGAAGCAUCUGGAAUAUCUCGAUCUUGAUCAUUGUUCAGUGCUUGAAAAGUUGCCUGAGGAUCUCAGUGGGUUAGUAUGUUUACAGGUGUUGCGUUUGCCAUAUACAUAUAUUAGGUAUCUUCCGGAUAGCAUUUGUAUGUUGAAACAACUGAGAGUUCUCAACCUGCGUGAAUGUUCUUUGCUGGAGAAGUUACCUGAGGAUCUUGGCGAAUUAGAAAGUUUAGAAUUCUUAAAUAUAGUAGGUACAAGCGUAUGGUUUAUUCCGCAGGGCAUUCAUAAUCUGAUAGUAGGUCUGCAUUUUUGUGGGUCAAGAAGGCUUCUUCAUUCAUUUGGUUUCGAUGUUGAAGAUGAAGACAUCAACGAAGACAAAUACAUAUAUGAGUAUGAAGAUGACUACGAAGACCAAUACGGAUACGGAUAUGAAUACGAUGAUGAAGAGGAAGAUGAAAUGUUAUAA
Molecule: messenger RNA, 3753 nt
Organism: Lactuca saligna
Lineage: Eukaryota; Viridiplantae; Streptophyta; Magnoliopsida; Asterales; Asteraceae
Source: the annotation of a GenBank genome assembly